AUGUACUCCGAGUCUGCCUAUGACCUUAGCAACGAUAAAAUGAUUAUUUUGAUGACUAUCUUGAUCACAAAGUACCAUUUCCUAGACGUAGCCAAUAAUUUAGUAAUCUCGAAGCGUCUGAGUCAGUUCCUAUCUCCUUAUGAACUGUGCCACGACCCUCGCCUUUGGCAAAUUUUACGCAUUCUACUACACAAAUUGAGUAUAUCGUUGUCGGUCGUCACAGCUAUUGCCCCUGAAUCAAUCCGAUCCGAUCGGCUUUUCCUACCUACCAUCGGCCUUCUUCUGGCCCUCCAGUGGAGUGGCACUGAAUACUCUUGGAAUAACCCUUGGAUCAUCGUUCUUUUCGUACUCAUUGGUGUUCUCCUGCGCACCUUUGUGGCUGUUCAGAUCUGCCAGAAUGAGAAGGCCACACCUCCUCCGCGUAUCGUCCGAAAUCGACACAUCUUGUCGUGA
Penicillium psychrosexuale is the source of this 453-nucleotide messenger RNA. RefSeq lists its product as uncharacterized. The record is from RefSeq and is a predicted model, not a curated record. The transcript is spliced from 3 exons. Bases 1 to 453 code for a protein of 150 amino acids. NCBI's taxonomy places the organism in Eukaryota, Fungi, Ascomycota, Eurotiomycetes, Eurotiales, Aspergillaceae.